AUGUCCACAAACACUUCAGCCACUACGGAAGACGAAAAAAGUUCUUCCUCGGAUCAAGAGGAAACAAGAAACACGAAUAUUUGGUAUUUUAAUUUUGAAGAUCUUCCAUUCGAAAUAAGAGUUCACAUUUUAAUGUAUUUAUCUGAUAGAGUCUUGUCAAAGUUUGGAACCGUUAGCAAGUUUUAUCAUUCUUUAAUUUUGGGAAACGAUAAUGAGGAUGAGUUUGCUGGAUAUAGAAAUACGAUUUGGAAGGAAAUAUUGUUACAUUUGUUUAAUCGUUGGAUUGAUGAAAUUAAUUCAAGUACUUUUAGUAAUGGAAUUGAUUCAAUUGAAUUGGAAAAAUUGACAACAAAUUCUUUAGAUUCGUAUAUUAAGAGAAAUUUUAUAAUGAAGGAGCGUUUUGGAUAUAGACAUUUGCUUUCAUAUUUAAAAUCUAUUAAAUACAAAACUCAGAAUGAUGCAAAAAGAAUUAAAUCAGAUACAGGUGUUAUGAUCAACAAACGAACUGUUAGGAAUAAUAAUGUGAAGGAAUGGAAUUGCUUUCUUUGUAAAAAUUAUUACUUGACAAAAACGAUUGACGACAAGUCAAACAUUCCAAUUACAUUGAAGGGAUAUGAAAUUAUCAUUCAGGAAUAUUAUCUGUGCGCAAAUACUUGGAGAUUAGUUUAUGGGGUUGGAACAGAUUUUGAGAAUUUCAAUAGUGACACAAGCUCCACUCAAUUUUUGUCAGAUAAUCAUGGAGUUGGACUAGUAAUAGAACAUCAAUAUGUAAAAUCAAAAGGCUCACUAAAAUCCGAUACUGCACAAUUAAUGGAUCUAGGACCAAUCAACGUAGGUGAUAGAUAUGCACUCACACUUGAUUUUAACAACUUGUCCAUUAACUUUUUCAAGAAUGGUUUGCAUUUCAUGACUUUUAAAUCAGCUCUUGACCCAAACAUUAUCUAUAAUCCAAUAAUUGCUCUGUGUCCAAAGAAAACAGUAACCUUAUACCCUCUAUUCACUGACUAUCCACUCAAUCCUAAUGCUCCAGUCAGAUGA
This is a messenger RNA of Naegleria gruberi, 1038 nucleotides long. RefSeq lists its product as uncharacterized. The transcript has a single exon. Gene Ontology annotation, molecular function: protein binding. The record is from RefSeq and is a predicted model, not a curated record. Bases 1 to 1038 code for a protein of 345 amino acids. NCBI's taxonomy places the organism in Eukaryota, Heterolobosea, Eutetramitea, Acrasida, Naegleriidae.